UUUUUUGUUUGUUUAUUUCUUUAGGUUUUCUCCUCCAGGAGAAAUACCACAUUCUGUUUACAGAUAUUUUUUGUGUAUUUGGCCAGACUCAUCCCUUCUAUAAAUCUUUUGCUCUGAAUAGGAUCAGGGCAGGAAUUUUAGUCAGCUUCUAGUGGUAUUUGUUUUGUGAAUCCUGGCUUUUAGAUCAAGGUUAACAGAUAUCCAAAUGGGCGGCCCUUCUCUGAGUUUAUUUUUUUAAUUGCUCAUUUAAACUCAUAUUUAAAUGUGUAAUUUUUUAAAGUUCUAUUUGUUUUUUAUCUUAAAUAAUAUAGCCAUUGAAAACUAAAAUUACCACAACACAGUUAAUUUGCUAUUUUAUUCAUGUGAGGACACUGAUAUUUCAGGGGUCUUGAAACAGAUAGCAAGACCUAGAGCCUGGAACUAGCAACUGAAUUUGCAUUAUCUGAACUGUUGUUUUAACUGGAGAUUCCACUUCCCUCAUGAACUUAACUGGGAAGGUAAAAAAGACACAUACAAUAUGUUAAUUUUAUUGCUUUUUGCCUUGAAAGGUGCUGAGCCUGUUGGGAAAAGCACCUGACAGAGGUGCUAGCUGGGCCAUGGGAACAGCACUACUGUGGUGUUUGAUUUGCUGUGACAAUCAAGGACACAAUUCCCAAACGAAGAAAGCUCCUUGAUGGGAGAGGGUUGCCAGGUACAGAGAGAAUGCCUUGCACUACCUUGUUCCAUUUAUCAGCCCAUAGGGGAUGGGUAUGCAGGAGAUAUUGCCAACCAUACUUCCUGCAGGAUUAUCCUCAUCUCAGUCUCCUUUUUUUUUGCAAAUAUGAACUCUUAACUACUUAAGACCAACAAUUUAUUUUGCCACUAUAAUUGACAUUAUUAAAUUCACAAUUAAUCUGUCAGUGAGCUAUGCUUACAGAUGCCUUAGUGAAACCUAAACAAAACUGAUUCAUACAGAAAUUAGGUAUUCUUGCCUAGAAAAAGCACCAAAAAGAUAAAACGUUUAAAAUCUGCUUUCUGAUAAUGAAUCUUGUAAAGCUGUGAGGCAAAACAUUUUGGUGUUUUACUGCUUCUGUGUCAUUUUAAUGAAUUAAGGGGUUAUUUUCUUCCCCCAAAAUACUACAGUCUUAUUAAUUUAAGUUUAGAUCACUCUUAAGCAGGACCCAAAAUUUUCUAGUACAUUGAUGAUAUCUCACUUUGCAAAUUACUUCAAAGAAGAAAAUAUAUUUUAGCAAUUUAAUAUGUGUCUAAGAUAAAUUUUCCAAACCAACACAGUGUGUUUCCCUGUAUAUUUUCACAGUGGUUUAUUUAACAUUUCAUCUUCUGCAUUCCAUGUACUCAAGUUCUAGGCUGCUCUUUCUGUAUAUAACUUACAUUUCAUUGCCAGGAUGGCAUAGCAAUUUUCUAUAACUAAAGAACUUCAAGUAUUUUUAUUCUCCCACUCUUUCCUCCUAACUGUUUUUCAAAAUUGAUAUUAUAGUACAGCUUUCCUUUAAUCUGUCUCCACACUUAUUUGAAUUAUUUUGGGAGGAAGAGAUUCUAUUAAAUGCUACCAGAGAUGUUUCUACUUUUACUUUUUUGUCACUAAAAUCUGAAGCAUGAGAAUUUGAUUCAGCAAAGACCAUAUAUGCAUUUUCACAAUUAAAAACCUUUUUUCAUAAAAGAAAGGAUAUAUGUUAGCUGGCCUUAGUAGUUUCACAUGUAAUUAAAUCCUGACUUGUUUUAAAACUAAAUGAAUCAGCUUUAUAAAAAUCCAUUUCUCAUUCAUUGUUAUACCAUGCCAUUUAUCCUGCUACUGACCAAAUUGAGUUUGAAGGGACAGUUCACUCUAGUGAAUAAUUGUGCAUGUGUCUGUAGUAUCAAGCUCUUGACAAAUUUUCAUUUUAUUAAUAAAAUGCUUUCCAUUUCUUUGCAGGUACAAUGUCGUGUCUGUCAUGCUACUCAUAUAAGUAGAGAUUAAAAGAAAUUUUUUGAAAUGUUUGGCUGCUUUACUCAGGGCAAUACUACCUGUUUUCAGCUAAUAUACUCUUCGCAAGAUGAACCAUGUAAUUUUACAGAUUACAUUGCUAAAAUUUACAAAACAUUUUUGGCGGUUUCUAUGGCACUGAGUGUAAUUCGGAAAAAGUAAACAAAAGUUUCUCUCUUCGAGGUAUUUAAGAGGUAAUGUAUCUUUAAGUGUCUCCGCCUCUGAAUCCACCCACUUCUUGAUAGCUGCAGCAGUCUUGUUGACUCACAGAAGCCGUGUUCAUGCAAGAGCCAGCGAUGAGCAGUAAUUUUCAGAGAUUUUAACAGCACACCUCCUGCUAUGUAUUUCACAUUCUAGCUUGCUGGGGCUGAAGCUAUAUGAAAGAAAGUUUUAUGUUUUGAAGAGAUUGCAAAAGAUAGUUCCUCCUCUCAUCCUGGAAAAUCCUGACAGACCAGUUGGAUACCUUUAAGGCCUUAACCAAGAACUUUAUCUUCUCAUCCCACUGUCUUUUUUACAGUAGAAAGACCCAAGACACCCUUAAGAACUGAGAAUCUGACUAAUUUAAACAGAUGGCUAAUCCCAGUGCUGUGUGCAAUGGACAUCUACAUCACCAUCAUCAUCAGAAACAGAAUAACCUCUUAAAAAGUGGAAUAUCUAAGAAAAAUGGAAUCACUAAAGGAACAAAGAAGAAUGGAGUAUCAAACGGAACCCUCUACAAAAAAACAUUUAUUGAGCACUUUGAACAGGCACCAAUGUAUGUUGCAGUUUUUACUUUCGUGGGGUUUGCAGUGGGAACAAUAUUUGGCUACCUGCGAGAUUUUAUGAGAGCCUGGGGACUAGAAAAACGUAACAUUGCUACGGAGAGAGAACAACAAAAAGAUUUUGUGCCACUUUAUCAAGAUUUUGAGAACUUUUACACCAGGAACCUCUAUUUGAGAAUACGGGAUAACUGGAAUCGUCCCAUUUGCAGUGUCCCUGGGCCACAGUUUGACCUCAUGGAGCGUGUUACAGAUGAUUACAACUGGACAUUUAGGUUUACAGGAAGGACUAUCAAGAAUGUAAUCAAUAUGGGUUCUUAUAACUACCUCGGCUUUGCAGAAACAGACGUUAAUGCUUUGAAAACUGUGACCAUAGAGUUAGAAAAAUAUGGGACAGGAGUCUGCAGUACCAGGCAAGAAAUGGGCACCCUAGACAAACAUGUAGAACUAGAGAAACUUGUGGCCACGUUCCUUGGUGUGGAAGAUGCUAUGGUGUUUGGCAUGGGCUUUGCAACUAACUCAAUGAAUAUUCCAGCCCUUGUUGGAAAGGGCUGCCUCAUUUUAAGUGAUGAGUUGAACCACACUUCUCUUGUUCUCGGUGCGAGGCUUUCAGGUGCCACUAUUAGAAUCUUCAAGCAUAAUAAUAUGCAGAGCCUCGAGAAGUUGCUGAGAGAUGCAAUAAUAUAUGGACAGCCUCGCACUCACAGAGCAUGGAGAAAAAUUAUCAUCCUCGUGGAGGGCAUUUACAGCAUGGAAGGGUCCAUCGUGCGUCUGCCAGAGAUCGUCUCCUUGAAGAACAAAUACAAAGCAUACCUCUACUUGGAUGAAGCUCACAGCAUUGGUGCAGUGGGAGCAACGGGCCGAGGAGUUGUGGAAUACUUCGGAAUGAGUCCCAAUGACGUGGACGUAUUAAUGGGAACGUUCACAAAGAGCUUUGGUGCAGCUGGAGGAUACAUAGCUGGCAAAAAGGACCUUGUGGACUUUUUACGAACUCAUUCUCAUAGUGCUGUGUACGCCACAUCUAUGUGUCCCCCCGUAGCAGAGCAAAUCAUCAGGGCAAUGAGAUGUCUCAUGGGACUGGACGGGACAACACAAGGGCUCCAAAGAGUGCGUCAGCUGGAGAAAAACACAAGGUACUUCAGACGAAAACUGCAUGAAAUGGGCUUCAUCAUUUAUGGCAAUGAUGAUUCUCCUGUUGUUCCCUUGCUGCUUUAUAUGCCUGGUAAGAUAGGGGCUUUUGCAAGACGCAUGUUAGAAAAAAAUAUCGGGGUAGUCGUGGUUGGGUUUCCAGCUACUCCUAUCACAGAAUCCAGGGCUCGGUUUUGCGUGUCAGCUGCACAUACACGGGAGAUGUUAGACACGGUUUUGAAUGCUCUGGAUGAAUUGGGUGAUUUUCUACAUCUGAAAUAUUCCCGGUAUUCCAAGUCAUCUCAUCCUGAACUGUAUGAAGAAUCUAGACUUGAACUUGAAGAUUAAGUUUUCCACCCGUGAAAAGAACAUUAUGAUGCUAUGAAAGGGCGGAAAACCUGAAAACUAAACAAUACAAAUGCAUUUCUUCCCUUCUAAGGACAAUUUUUCUCAGUUAAUUGAAAGGAGGGGAGCUCAGGUGUUGCAUCACUUUGUAUCAAACUUCUGUAUUCAAGAGACUGAAAUAUUGAUACAGAUUUGCCUCCCCAGGAGAUCUGUCCUUUUUAAGGUAUUUCUGAUGCACCAUGAAUGCAUCCAUUGAUCCAGUUGCUAACGUACAGCUUUUGAUAUGGCCCUUUUUUAUGAAGAGGCUUCAGAUAGUCUUAAUUGUGACUGAAAUAAUAAAGUUUAAAAAGUUAAUAGAUUCCAGUGUAAUAUAGCUGAGCUUCAUCAGUGAGACUGAUCUGUUAAAGAGCAUAAAUCGAGAUGCCGGUGUGGACUGCUACAAAGGAAUGAGCAGAAAGUGACUUCUUUAACUAAGUUUCACUAUCAUGCAUUUCUCCAAGGACAGAAAGUGUUAGAAAAAGGCUGAUGCUGAGAACAAGAAAAGUGGCCUGAUGAGAUCAUAUAUUUUUGACAGCAGGUAAUGAGAAAGGGAAAAUUCCUUCCCUCCACGGACCUUUUCUCGGUCACCUAAAUGCACUAUAAACUUUGAAUUGUACAAAAAUUUGGGCUUAAACAUAAACAGAAAUGUUUUUCUGCCAAAUCAUUUGACCUACAACCUAUCACAUCUUAUCACAACUUAGGUUCUUCCGCAGGCUUGCUCCCUUUUUGUGGGGCAGUUCUAAAUAAUUUUAAUAAACAUUUAACUUUCCCAUAAAAACUUUAUUCAGAUACUUACAGUUCACAAACUGCAGAUGACAUUUGUGGGCUCAUUCCUAAGUUUCUUGAACUACUUAUGGGCCUCAUAAAUUCACUAACAAGUACAUAAUGCUGAAGCUGUUACUUAUGCAGAAUGUGAAGUUCAAGAUACCAUAAGCAGUUCUGCCACCUGCUAAACAGAAAACUUCACCAUUUCUAUACAUGAUGCAGUCAUUCAUGAAAUAACAUUUCUUGAAAUAUUUUCAUCUGUUUUAUGCAUGUCAGGGGUUGUUCUGUCCAGGGGUGUUUUUGAGUCAUCUGUUUUUCAAAUAAUUAUCAUAUCUUCUGAAGAAGAAGAUGCCCUUGUUCCCUUGUCCCCUUGUCCACUGCCCGAGUGACAAAUGCUCAAGGCUACCUGAAGGAACUGUUCCAGCCAACAGUUUGCCUGCAAUGCCAGAAGACACAAGCAUCAGGGUUGUGUGGGCUGAGUUGCUGGAAGGAGUUUGGAAGUUUUUUCCUUUUGGUUUUUUUUUUCCCAGCAUCGAAAAGCAGUUCUGCAGCUUUAAGAAUGAACUCCAAACAAUUCCGCACUAUCAAAUGUCAUUGUAAACACAUCAGAUGAGAGAUGUUUAGCUUUCUGUUGCACAGAUGUACCACACUUUCAUGUUCUCUUGAAAGCUGUGGUGUAAACUUAACCCACAGCUGCAAUAUUAGAUUUAAGAACAGAACAAUUAAAUUACACUAUAUUACUCCCUGCUUGUUAAAGCAGCUUUCAGGAUAUAACAAGGCUGACUGAUUAUGAGGGCCCAUUUUUUGUUGGAUUUUUGUUGUUGUUGUUGCUGUGCACGUUAAUAAAAAUCCAGUGGUGCUAUAACUUUAAAAAUUGAUUACAACACAUUCCGUAAUACCAAAUGUCAGCUUUAGGAAAUAUUUGUCAAGGGCUGGGGGAGGACUAAGUGGUGUUUCAUGUGAUUCUUCACUGUGGUAAUGGACUUGAAAAGCACUGCAGAGGUUCAGGGGAGCUGUGUUUGUGGAUAAGAGCAAACUCACUGUACAAAUAUUUAAAUACUUGAGCACAGGACAAGGAGAAAUUAGGAAACAUGAACUUCAUCUCUGAGUAACCUGGCAGUUUGUGGUGCACAGCUGUGUUACAUGCAGGGUGAGUGCACUUACUGUGAAAGGAGAUUGGUUGAAAAGUUUCUGCAACCUGUUCCUUGAGGAAAAGUACUGGAUUUGAUAUAUUGCUUUUUGAUCUCUGUUGUUGAACUUCUGCGGCCAGAUCCUCAGUUGACUUCUGACCUUCCAUUUUGGGGUAUACAGCCAUAGUUUAUAUUUCAGCAAACAUUAUUACAUGUACUGUUGCAGGCAACACGCUAUUUCCCUCAAAGAGAGGCCUGAGAUUGAUUAAACUACAGAGUGAUCACUUUCUUUACCCCAAUAGGGGAAUGUUUUCAGUCUAAAGCCAGAUUCUUCCUGCCCUCAGAACAUUACUCUCACUCAUAUUAAGGAGACAGGACAGCUAUGUUUUUAGAGACUGUCAGUUGAUUUAUUAUGUGCUCCCUUCUGAUUUCUUCCAUCCCUUACACACCAGAGAAAGUACAGACUGACUACCCCUGGGCUCAGGGAACAUCUCUGCUCCACUUGUGCAAUAAUACAACUCCCAGGAACUUCAGUCUUCUAGAUUUUCCCCAUGAGGUUUAUAGUCUGGCACUUGCUUUUCUAACAGUAUGGAGUUUUUCCUGUUUACCUCAAUUUUUAUAAGAUUUAGAGUUGAUCAGCAUUUGAAGACUCUCUUUUAGCUGGUGUCUGAAAAAAUCAGCUAGAGUACUCCUUAGGGAAUUUGCACCUCUAGCACAGGAUCAUGUACUUGCUAGAAUGUGCUCCCUCUUCAGGCUUGCAUGUUCUUGGAAAACAUAGUUCUCUCCAAUUGCUUUAGAAGGUUUUGAAGAGCUGCUUUCCAUUAAAAAAAAUGCUCAAGUUGUCAUAUUUUAAUCCAGUGGAUACAUUAAGUGUAACUACACUAAUUUUUUGUGGGCAAGCUGCAUCCUGUUACCUUAUGUAAAAUCUUGAUUGACCUUUAUGAUAUGGAAAAACUUUAGAGUUUUUGCUUGACAGGGAAACUGAAUUCUUUGCCCUUUCCUGCAACUUUAUCCUUCCUCAUCUUUUAGAAAGUCUUCAUCUCCUGAGCUUAUCAAACUUGUCAAGGUGGUUUUCCCCUCCACUUCUGUCUUUUUCUAUUAUUCUCUCUGUUCUGCUGUUCUCUGUUGGGGGAAAGACAGGCAGCUGCAGAGGACCGGAGUGUAACAGUUUGGCUUUCUGGGCAUAGCCUCACUGCCUGCUUUUCCCGGUAUUCUUAUCAGCUCUUGCAGACUUUAAUCUUUCCUUUUCAAGCAAAAAAAGUUGUCUGCAAUUCUUAUGAUGAACCAAAUCUGAACUGCCCAAGCUGUCGAACCAAGAAUGGGCUUGUUCUGUCAUUUGUGCAGGUGUAGAUCAGGUUAAGUCUUGCUUUGAAGUCAAUACUGUUGGUUUAAAAGUGCAAUUCAUUACUAGUACAAUUUACAACUAGUACUAUUUAAAAAUAGUACAAUUGUGAGAGGAACCUGUCAGUGUGAGUUGAGCUGCCUGCAUUUGUUUCAGAAGGUUUGAACACUGGUGUCUCUGGACUGUUUCACAGCCGCUGCUCUUCACAGGGAACCAAGAUAUGGAAUUGAUCUGUUCAAGGUAGGAUUUCAGCUGGGUUUUAUUUUCUUUUUUUUUUUUCCAAAAUGUUUGGUUGAAGGUGUGUUGCAUAUUUCCCUGUCCUGCUGAGACAAGGAACAAAGAAGUGAUGUAAGAAAAGCAGUCUGUACUAAUGGUGUUUAUGUACUUCCCAGCCUACUUUGAAAUCCAAUAGAGAUUCUCUAAUAUAUUAUCUGCUUUUUAUUUGUGCAUGAAGUUUAACUGCUCUUCAAUUUAAAACAUAGAUUAUGAUCAAAUUUUAAAGACACCACACCACCAGCUGAGAAAUGGCAUAUGUCAUGCCAUGAUUGGCAGCUGAACAUUUGAGCCUCCAGAUGCCUUCAAAAACAGCAUCUAGAUGUUUCCCUCAUUUGCUCCCACAUCCAGGGUGGUUUGUACUCCCUGCAGAUCAGUCACAAGAUGAUGAGAACUCACUUUAUCCAUUUCAGAGACUUGUCAAGAUGGUCCCAAAACCAACAUCCACCUGACCACAGAAAAUAAUAGUUCAGCACCAUCGGAGCAGGAGUCCAGGGCCUGAGUCAGACUGGUUGCUCAGCACUUACUGAAGAGGGGAGUGUGUUCCCACAGAUGUAGCAUUUCAUUGACAAGUGGCAUAGGGAAGCAAAGAUAAAUCCACUUAUAUCACGUGCUAACCAAACGAAAAGUGUAAGUAUAGAGGCACAGCAUCUGGUAGACCUGGAGACUUGGACUAGAUCCAGUUGUGUACAGAGACUUUUUGAUCCAGCUGUGCAAGCAUUAAAGGAGUUGUUAAAUCUUCUUAAGCAGCUAGGUGGAAUAGUGGAAAACAUGCUCUUUAAUAUCAAAAUAGUGACUUUGAAGGAGGCAAACAGAGACAUUCCACCGCCUGUGUUGCUCCAGUUUGUUUAUGAAGAGAAGGAAGGGUAGAUAGCCUGCCAUAGCAGGUGACCCUGACACUUUGUACUCUAUUCAUAGAACCUUUUCUGAGAGUCACUUCUGCCAGAUGCUGUGCUAGGGCCCAAAACUGUUAAUUGUUAUCAAUAUACCCAAAUUCCACAGCUUGUACUGCAGGGGUGGCCAGGGUUGCUUGAGCCAUCAGCUAUAGCAAGCUGUGCUAUAGCUGGUGCUAGAAAUUACUAGGAGAUUGUUUGAGUGACAAGAGUGCACAGAAUCACUGAUGAUUGGAAUACCCUUAUUGGGCAUCACUGCUGCUGGGACUGCCUGUGCUGAGGUGACAAGUGCCUGUGCUGCUCUGCCAGGCAUACCUGAUGUGGCUCCAGGACAGGCAUGAGAGUCUGUCUUCAUCUUUGCAAAUGCAGGACUUGGCCUGCAGGUCACUCCAGCAGAUGAGCUUCUUUCUGGCAAUUCAGCUCAGCCAGAAGCCAGGAAAGCAGGACUCUGUAGGAACUCUGGAAAAUCAGUUGUCACAAGUCAAGUACUUGCAGGAACAGAGAAAUGCUGAUGUGUGUGAUGGAGCAAUGGUGCUUUGCUGUUGUUUCCAUUGAAAUUGUCUCAAGGAAUUUGCUAUGGACAUGAGCUGACUCUGCUAUCCUGUGGGUGGACCAGAGUAUUUGUAUAUUCCAGUUCCUAGAGCUCAGAACUGAUCACUCAUACCAUGAUGUGCCACCAAGUUUGUUGCUCUGAUCUUUGGUAUCUCCGUCUCACCAGUUCAGAGCACAGCAUGGAGGGACCCGCUGAGCCUGUUGGGUUCCUUGUCCAUUUACCUCUCAAGCAGCUGCUCUGGAAUGCACAGGAGUGAUUAAAUCAGUGGGGACAUUUCAAAAGCAUAGCUUCUCCUGAGCCUUUCCUCCUGCUCUGACACAAGGAUUGUGUCCUCUUGUGCUCUGCUCUCCCCUUAUUACCACACAAACGUUGUGAUGUCUUGGCUCCCUUUAACAUUCAGGGGAAUCUGAACAUUCUCAAAAAAUGAUGUAACAGAUUCAAAGGAGAAGGAAAGGGAAAGGGAAAGGGAAAGGGAAAGGGAAAGGGAAAGGGAAA
Molecule: messenger RNA, 9684 nt
Organism: Taeniopygia guttata (zebra finch)
Lineage: Eukaryota; Metazoa; Chordata; Aves; Passeriformes; Estrildidae
Gene: SPTLC3
Product: serine palmitoyltransferase long chain base subunit 3
Biological process (GO): sphingosine biosynthetic process; ceramide biosynthetic process
Cellular component (GO): serine palmitoyltransferase complex
Molecular function (GO): serine C-palmitoyltransferase activity; pyridoxal phosphate binding
Source: RefSeq, a predicted model, not a curated record